Messenger RNA from Giardia duodenalis, 990 nucleotides. Its product is annotated as Rab geranylgeranyltransferase. The transcript has a single exon. Gene Ontology annotation, biological process: protein farnesylation; protein geranylgeranylation. Gene Ontology annotation, molecular function: protein farnesyltransferase activity; CAAX-protein geranylgeranyltransferase activity. The coding region runs from base 1 to 990 and encodes 329 amino acids. Lineage: Eukaryota; Fornicata; Diplomonadida; Hexamitidae. The record is from RefSeq and is a predicted model, not a curated record. Gene Ontology annotation, cellular component: protein farnesyltransferase complex; cytoplasm; CAAX-protein geranylgeranyltransferase complex.
AUGGUAAUUUUCAAUGAAAUUUGGAAUGAUCAAUCGGGGGCGAGUAUGAAGUUCGAAUCUCUAGAUGAGUCGUCCCAUGGGGAAGGGACUGACCGAGUCUUGCUAUCCUGGGUACCAAAUGAUGAGACUAGAGCUUUGGUAGAGGAUGCUUGUCUCGCCCUGCGGGCCUCACCGCAAGCUAGAACAAUGGAACAGUACGAGUUGGGCCAUAAGCUCAUCUCCUUGCGGCCAACAGACUAUGCAGGGUAUCGGCUUAUUUUACAGUGUGUUCGAUUGGGACUCGUAAGCCCGCAGCAUGAGCUGGACAGAAGUGCUGUGAUUGCACAAGCCUCCAGUAAGAACUUCCAGGUCUGGCCACAUAGAUAUGCUCUGAUGCAGAUCCUUCCCGAAGAAGACCGCAAAAGUUACUAUGAGCUGCGGGAACGGUCCCUUGUGUGCAGCAUACUAUCUAUGGACAGUAAGAACUAUCAUGUCUGGAAUUACAAAAUGAGCUUGACAAAUCUUUUAAAUAAUUUAGAUUGGAGGGAAGAGCUACAGUGGGUCGAGCAGCUUUUGGAGAACGAUCUGCUUAACAACAGCUAUUGGGCAUAUAGGCUUAUGUGCGUGAAGAACCUACUAACUUCCGGGGAGGCAGCUUACGAGGAUGAGUUUUCCUUCGUGGAUAGUGCGCUCUCUAAGACGCCUGCAAACCAAGCCAUCUGGGACUACCUCAGAGGUCUCUAUGACUGGGUCACUACCGAGGGUGCAGGACAAGGAGGUCUGUCACAGAGGAGCACAUUAGAAGAACUGUACAACCUUGUCCUUCAAUACACAAGUCCACCUGCUGUUGUCCCCGCAGGUCUAUAUCUAAGGGUUCUGUUGUUACCUUUACACCCCGAAGACACAGAUAGGUUGAAAGGGCUCCUAGACGAGUUGUCCGUCUCCCAUCCUACGACCCGACUGUGGACCCUUAUGACUAAGUUUGCGUUCAAAUUAGUUGACAACACGUAA